UGAGAGAAGCUCAUCAAAAUCUCCAUUUUCAUCCACCAUAUUCGAACCAAAGCUUAAGGAGAAGAAGGAGGGGGAAGAAAAGAGAAAGAAGGAGGAAAACUUGAGGAUUAACAAGGUACUUCAAGGACUUUCACGGAGUUGAAAGGGUCGCCGGAGUGUCGCCGGAGUUCGUUGAAGUUCACCGGAGUUUCACCGGAGCUCAAUAAGAAAGGCUAGAACUUCAUAAGCUUCUUUUGAGGUUGAGGCUAGAGUCCUACUACCUGCACCUUCGCCAAGGGUGAUUGAUCAAAGAGGAAGACGUGGUUCGUGCUUCCAUUCUUAUUCAAAGUUUAUAAACUGCUCAUGGAUGUUUUUAACAAUGUUUUCCAUUAAAACAUUUGAGGGGCCUGCGUGUCCGUAUUUGCCACGUGUGGCUAAGUAUCAAACAUAUCUUAUUUUCCGCAUUCGUUGACUAAUAUAUAUUGAUGUUGAUUGUAUGGGUUUACUAAUCGGUUUGGCAAUAGAACUCAACGGACGCCUUGUAUGAUUCAAUAAGAAUGAACUACGUUGUUCUUAUUGGGUUGUACGGCGGUUGUCUACGUGGCACGGAUGCGGUCCGGGGCGUGACAAUUAAGUGGUAUCAGAGCCAUCGAUUUCUAAACUAUAUAAUUAACCUCUCAAUAUAGUAUCAUCAAAAAAGUUUUGAACAAAACCAUGAGCAAAAGUUUUUGUACUUAAGGAACCGUUGGAAACCAAGUUAUUGACCUCUUAUUGUUAAGACGGUACCCUUAACAGUUUGUUGGCCAUAAUAUUGGACCAAGUGGUGUCUUUUGCACUAUUCUGUCAAUUGACAUUGAUACGAGUCUAACGACUCAUUCCAAAUUUCUUUCAGAAAUGGAGGGUAGACACAUGGCUACGAGGAACAACCCGAGAGGGCAAACUCAGGCGACGUCCGUAGGGGCCAGCCAGGUUGCAUCUCGGGGUGCGAGAGGCGGUAGGAGAGGCCGUGGAGGCCGUGGAGGCCGUGGAAGCCGUGGAGGUCAUCAGGCUCAAACCGUGAGCGAUGGCCAUGUUAGCUCGGUGCAUGGGACUCACACCGAGGAUUAUGACUCAACAUAUGUUCCCGAGACGGAACAUGAGGAGACCCCAUAUGAUGGGGGUGAUACGUACACUGAUGAUGACAAUGAUGAGAGUGAUGCCAAAUUCGCCCAGAUGGGUGAAUUGUUUGAGUGGUAUCAAAAGGAAAAGCUGAGGAGAGAUCUUAGGCGCCAAGCUAGGCGUGCCUCUCAGGGAGGUUCGGGUCAGGGAAGCCGGGGGGCUUCAGUGGCCAUCCCUGUGGCGACACAGGGGGUACAGGGGGGAGGUUUCUGUGUAAGAAUCUCCAAAUACCUCAAGGAGGCGAGGGCCUUGGGGUGUAAGUCAUUUGAUGGCAAGGGUGAUAUAUCGGUGGCUGCCGACUGGAUCAAGAAAUUGAAUGAGGCUGCUAGGGAUAUGCAGAUCGGGCUUGACAUAAAGCUAACGAUUGCUACCAGGCUACUAGAGGGGGUAGCUGCUGUAUGGUGGGAAGGCGUGGAAGGAAAGUUCCACGGUGAGACCACCUGGGAGAAAUUUGAAGUAGAAUUCUAUAAUCAGUACUACUCAGAGUUCGAAAAGAACCAGAAGAGGAAGGAGUACAUGACCCUGGUACAGGAGGAGGAUUGCUCGGUGAGGCAACUGGAACAAAGGUUCCGGGACUUGGCACGGUACAUACCCGAGUACGCCAUGGAUGAGAACCGUAUGGCUAAUCACUUCUGGGACACCCUACACUUGGAUAUCCGUGAUCGGGCUACCUACAAUCAUCACAUGACCUUUAGUGAGAUUGUGGAUCAGGGGCUACUUGGGGAAGCCAAGUGGAAUGAAAGGAAGAAGAGAGACGCCGAAGAGGCGAAGAAGAGAAGAUGGGGGAAUUCUGGACCCCAAGACCAUUCUCGGAAACAUCACGCCGGGAAUGGAAGAUCAUUCAGGGCGCCGGAACCACCGGCAAAGAAGAGUAAGGGCCCAGGAGGGCAAGGGCAUAGCUCGGGGAGCGUGAGGCCACCAAGGUGUCCAAACUGUAACAGGAAUCACUCCGGGAAGUGCAAUGAACCACCCCGGUGCUACAAGUGUGGUAGCACAAGCCACCUCAAACCCUCUUGCCCAAUGUUGAGUGGAGGUGGGCCAUCGGGAGCUGUGGAGGCACCUACGUCUGGAAGGGGUCGUGCAGGACCAUCUCAGGGCGGCACGGGAAGGGGCGGACCUACGGCAAGCAAUGCCGCGUCCGUUAACCAAGGUAGGACCCAGGCACGAGUGUAUGCAAUGACCGAGGCGGAUGCGCGAGCAAACCCGGACUCCGUUGCAGGUUGAGGCUAGAGUCCUACUACCUGCACCUUCGCCAAGGGUGAUUGAUCAAAGAGGAAGACGUGGUUCGUGCUUCCAUUCUUAUUCAAAGUUUAUAAACUGCUCAUGGAUGUUUUUAACAAUGUUUUCCAUUAAAACAUUUGAGGGGCCUGCGUGUCCGUAUUUGCCACGUGUGGCUAAGUAUCAAACAUAUCUUAUUUUCCGCAUUCGUUGACUAAUAUAUAUUGAUGUUGAUUGUAUGGGUUUACUAAUCGGUUUGGCAAUAGAACUCAACGGACGCCUUGUAUGAUUCAAUAAGAAUGAACUACGUUGUUCUUAUUGGGUUGUACGGCGGUUGUCUACGUGGCACGGAUGCGGUCCGGGGCGUGACAUAUGUUGUCCAUCGAUUUAAACAUAUUCUGGUUUCAAUCACGAAAUUAAAAUACUCUAAUUGUAUUUAUGUUGCCAGAAAAUACAAAUAUUUAACAAAUAAUCCUUUAAAAUAUGUAGUUUCUUAAUGGAUCCUUUAUGUCUUUUGCCAAGGCUAAAACGGGAAUCUUAUCCUACAUGUGGUGGAAUGUUUGGUCUUACUCUGAAGCUGAAAGUCUUAAAACACGAUUUAAGGAUCUGGAAUAAAGGAGUGUUUGGAGAUGUAUACAGCUCGGUGAGGAGGAGGCUUUAGCAGCAGAAAAAGACUUGAAGAAAUAUUCUGAGCUUUAACUUCUUUUUUACGAACUGACAUUCUGAGCUUUAUCAACUGGAGGAGACCUGUAAUCAUGAAGGUAUAUUAAAAUACACUUGAGUUAAUUACGGAGGACGACAACAACCAAUUAAAACCACAGUGAU
Molecule: messenger RNA, 3180 nt
Organism: Cuscuta epithymum
Lineage: Eukaryota; Viridiplantae; Streptophyta; Magnoliopsida; Solanales; Convolvulaceae
Source: the annotation of a GenBank genome assembly